AGAAAAGUCUAGUUGCCAGCUUUCCUAAAUGAUCACGUUGUAUACGGGGUUAUUUUCCUGUUGAAGCAUCGCAUGGAAACUUGGCUAGAGCAAAGCGUGUUGUCAGAGUGCUACAAGCCGCUGUCUGACGCUGGAAUCAAUAUCCUCGAGAUUGCUGCUCGCCUGACGAAGGAGGACCUGAAGAUGGCAAAAAUCGAGCAGAGUGACAUCGUUGAGAGACUUUUGACAGCUUGCAGCUCGUUGAAAUUUGGUAAACUAUCAAUGGAUGUGGAAAAAGUAGAUGGAAAAACUGAUGGCGGUCAGCACGUGCCCACGGCGUCUUUUACUGCCAACUGUGAUUACCAAGCGACGGAUGACAGUGAGCUAACAAUUAAGAAGGGGGACCUAGUUGUGGUGUUGGAUAAAAGUGACAAGGACAGAUGGAAAGGAGUUCCAGCAGUCCACAGCCGCUUUCAGAUGAGGCAACUGCAAAGGAACCAGUUAUUGUCAAUCAACCAACAAGAACAACUGCAUCAGGUGCUGCAGAGGUACCAACAUUGCGUGAAGUUGCAGAGGGAAGGACAAUCGAGAUCAAGCCACCACUUCAUCACGCCCUACAGAGGAACUGAAUGUGCUUGAGCUUGCAGAGGGAAAGGACAAUCGAGAUCAAGCAACAACUGCCUCACAUGCUACAGGUAUCAAUGGUGCUUGAGCUUGCACUGGGAAACGUCGAUCAAGGUCAAGUGACAACUGCAUCACAUGCUACAGAGGGAUCAACGUUGCUUAAGCUUGCAGAGGCAAAGGAUGAUAUAGCCACAGAAGUUAGCUCUGCGUGAAGCGACAAAACUGGAAAUCUCCAUGACCUUGGUGGUCUUGUUGCAGUAACAGGGGAGCAGACCAGGUUGCAGCAGUGGCUGGAAGAGGUUCAGCUGUCUGACCUCUACAAAUUGCUUUGUGAUGCAGGGAUACAAGAUCUGGAAGCGCUUUCACAUGUGAGCAGGGAUGAACUAGAAAGAGCAGGAAUCAAUAAAAAUACAAUAAGCAGACUACUGACUGCAAGCAAUAUGUUGAAAUUGGGUGCAUCACAUUCAAGGGGUCAACUAUAUACAGCUGAACAUGGCUAUUUUCAAAAAGAGUAAAGACACUUGAACAUUUCAUGCACAUUUGGCUUCUGUUCUGUUCUGACUGUCAAUAUUAUCUAUUGUCUAGUGAUUCCAAAUUGACAAUUGAUAGAGGUGACAAAGUUUUAGUAACUGACAUGUCAGACAAGCAUAGGUGGAAAGGUACUGUCGAUCAGUAUGAAGUUGGUUUCCAUCUUGGGUGUUUGAUAGCAAACAGAAACCUUCAGUACGUGAUUCUCAACAAUUGCCAGUCGCUGCUAGUGCAGAUGAUGAGGCAGCCAGGUCUGACUUGACAAUCUCUAAGCAUGAACUCCAGCCUUCUCAAACAGCAGACCCAUCAUCUUCGCCAGCAAGUUGUUAUCAACAAGAACCAUCUGCUAAUACACAACAAUCAGCUUCUAUUGAAACUGCAACCGGGGAAGCUGAAAAUGUUGUUUCUUCAGGUUCAAUAGACAGUGCUGUUUGUCACUGGCAAAGUGGAGAUUUGGUUGGUUGGCUGAAGCGUAUCUGCUUUUACAACUUUUAUAGUACUUUUGGUAAACUUGGCAUAACAGAUUUUCCUUCAGCUGUGGCUGUCACUGACGGGAGGCUGAAAUUGUCAUACGAGAACCGGACACUGCCAGGCUCACGUGAGUCUGGGGACGAGGCUAAAUCUCGGCAUGUAUUGGAUCAAAUGCCUUCCGGCAAAACUGAUUCCAUUUCACUCAAUACGGUACAAGGGAACCAAAUUUAAUACAUGAACAUCACAACAGAUUAAUAAACAAUGCAUAACAUUCUACACCUAAAUUUUCCAGUCUAUCAAAAUUGAUAUAUAUUAUAUUGCAGCAUAACAG
Molecule: messenger RNA, 1933 nt
Organism: Corticium candelabrum
Lineage: Eukaryota; Metazoa; Porifera; Homoscleromorpha; Homosclerophorida; Plakinidae
Exons: 6
Coding region: 73-618 (181 amino acids)
Molecular function (GO): protein binding
Source: RefSeq, a predicted model, not a curated record